AUGCUUCUCAAAGUGGCACCUGCGUUUGCCUUGUUGAACAUCCAUAGUGAAAAUUUGAGUCUGAUGUUACCAAUUUUUUCACAUGGAUCUGUUUUGAAGAAUUUUUCAGCAAAAAGCGGAAAUGAGUUGGUAGUAUGUGCUUCAAAGGGUUUGAGCAGCAAAUCCUUAACGGGUGUUGUUUUCGAGCCCUUUGAAGAGGUGAAGAAAGAGCUUAUGCUUGUACCUACUGUUCCUCAAGUUUCUCUUGCUAGACACAAGUAUUCUGAUCAAUCUGAAGCUGCUAUUAAUGAACAGAUCAAGUAUUCAUCCAUCCUUCAAAAUGAAAGCUGUGUGGCUGGUAACAAAAUGUAG
Solanum dulcamara is the source of this 351-nucleotide messenger RNA. RefSeq names its product ferritin-2, chloroplastic-like. The transcript is spliced from 2 exons. NCBI's taxonomy places the organism in Eukaryota, Viridiplantae, Streptophyta, Magnoliopsida, Solanales, Solanaceae. The coding region runs from base 1 to 351 and encodes 116 amino acids. The record is from RefSeq and is a predicted model, not a curated record.